Molecule: messenger RNA, 1284 nt
Organism: Leishmania braziliensis MHOM/BR/75/M2904
Lineage: Eukaryota; Euglenozoa; Kinetoplastea; Trypanosomatida; Trypanosomatidae
Exons: 1
Coding region: 1-1284 (427 amino acids)
Source: RefSeq, a predicted model, not a curated record
AUGCCCUCCCGGGCAGCGGCAGCGCGCACCAUACAGGUGUGGCUGCGCAGACGGCGCGAGCUGCAGUACGCGCAUCGUCUGCUCCUGUGCCUCCAUGUGGUGAAGGUCCUCCGUGCCCCCGACCAGUUACACUGCUCGGACAGUGUGAACCCGCUAGUCUUCCUCGCCUUGGGGGGAGUGACAUCCUCUUCCUCUUGCUCCGUCGAGCAUGGUGUGCCAGUCGAGGAAAGCCUCUUCACAAGGCUGUACGAGACUGUCGUGGAGUACGAGUCGGCACUGAGGUUGGAGAACUACACGCGGCAACUCCUCUUCGAGGAGUACUGUGCCACCAGCGAUGCGGCUCGAUUGGCUUCGCAAACUAUGCGUCACAUGCUGCAACAGCGACAUCCAGCUCUACGCCCGCUGUCGCUGAGCGUGGAAGUCAUGCAGCAGGCUGUGGCAGGUUUUACUUCGGCCCCUCAGCUCACUGCAGACUCGACGAUGACAGCGGCGGAAAAGCUACAGGCCUAUCUCAGCCCGGCGCACUUCGCGUGGUGGCGUACAUCACAGGUGCCCUCCAUCGUUAGUGCAUCGGUACCCACAGCGGCGCCCCUACACACCAACGGCAUGGUGAGCAAUGUGAGACCGCAACCCCCACUUCCCCUGCGCAUAGAGCAUAGCAACACACACGCGGCUGAGAGCCCGCAAGGCGAAAGGUGGGAGCCUGUGUACAUGGAGGUGGAUGACCAGGAAGAAGAGACGAGUAAUUACGAGGUCGCUGUGAACGCGGCGUACACCAGGGAAAGGGAGGCGGCGGAGAGCGCUGCACUUCUCGCUGCUCAGCAAGCCACCAUGGCAAGAUGCCCCACCGGUUUCACAGCGCAUGACGGCCGUCAGCCUGCAGACGUCUCACUGUACAACGCGUCUUCAACGUUUCUGCCGGAGGAAGAUGACAUCAGUCUUGUGGUUCAGCCUGUCCUCGGCUGCGUUGCACAGAGGUGCUGUCACAGCGUCCAUGAGUACCUGGACGCUGAGCCAUCAUUGAUGCCGAGCCCUGUCAUGGUAACUAAGUCUCAAGUUGGAAGAGAGACUACAACACAGGUGUGCGCCGUGUGCGAGCUGGACGGCGUCGUCGCGAGUCCGUACAGCAACUGUGGCAAGGCGGCGGAGCGGUGGGAAGAGGACAUGCUGCACCCCUGCGAUACGUGUGGCGCACUGGUGCACCUCUGCUGCGCCUACUCGGGCGCCACCGCCGAUACCCAUUUCUGCUGUGGGCACUGCUGUUCAGGCGGUGGCACUGCGUGA